AAACAAGACAAAGUCCCCGCUCUCACGCUGAGCAGAAAACAUAUUUCGAAAAAAAGAGAAAAGAAUAAAACAAGGAGAAAGAGGAAAGUGGAAAACAGAGGAAGGAAGAGCUCAAGCAGAUCGGACAAUGGCGGUAAAGAGCCCCUCCUCUGCAGUGCUAGCCCUGAUCUCCAUCCUCCAUCUGGUGGCGUUCAUCCUUAUCAUUGCAGCAGAGAGGAGAAGAAGUGUAGGGAAGGUAGUGCCUGAUGAGUACGAUGAGCAAACAUACUGCUUAUACAGCUCGGAUGUGGCGACUGCGUACGCCAUUGCUGCCCUCUUCCUCGUCUCGAUCAGCCAAGCCAUUGUGAUGGGCAUAACCAGAUGCCUUUGCUGUGGGAGGGGGCACUCCCCAGAACCUCGUCGGACAUCCUCUGUCAUCUACUUCAUUUUCUCCUGGGUGAACUUCGCAGUGUUGGCGUCAUGCCUGGUGGCCGGAGCAGCUCGCAAUGCGUACCAUACCAAGUACAGGGGCACCUUCGGCGCAGGCGACUUCUCCUGUGAAACCCUCAGGAAGGGCGUAUUCAUCGCCGCCGCGGUGCUCACCGCAGUCAACUCCCUCUGGGCCGUCUUCUACUACCGGAGCUACCUCCGAUCAGAGCCGGCACUCGGUUGGAAGCCGUACCGAAGUGAGACUGAUGCCGGCGCCGUCGGAAUGAGCAGCUACGCCCCGGCUUGAACGGGCCUUGCUGCCUGUGAUACUACCCUUUGUGACUCUUCAGUUUUGGCUGCAGUCGAAGAAUCUGCUAAUGUCUUAUGUUUACUUUUCUUCUCGAUUUUUUCUUUUCUUGGGUGUGAUUCUAUAUGAUGUGGGGUGAGUUUCUGGUUGUUUGUGUCCUAAGCCUCAGGACAUUGUAGUGGUAAAAAUUGCAGAGAUAUUUAGGCUUUAAAAAGUGAGAAAAUUUUGUUUUCCUUUUCCCA
Nymphaea colorata (pocket water lily) is the source of this 957-nucleotide messenger RNA. Its product is annotated as protein MODIFYING WALL LIGNIN-1-like. The transcript is spliced from 3 exons. NCBI's taxonomy places the organism in Eukaryota, Viridiplantae, Streptophyta, Magnoliopsida, Nymphaeales, Nymphaeaceae. The record is from RefSeq and is a predicted model, not a curated record. The coding region runs from base 128 to 715 and encodes 195 amino acids.